AUGAGCCAGAGCUUUGAAGAGCCAAAGGCUGGACCAUCCAAGCUGUGGAUGGCAUGGUUAUAUCGCGAUCUUAGCGGAGAACCGAAAUGGACCAAAGCAAGAGUCAGCAAAUUAUUUGGCCCUGAUCCCAAGGUUGGACGUAUGGAAGUGUUUCCGAAUACGUCGGCAUACAAUGAGGAAUUGUGGCAUAUAAAACAUCUCAUCGAGCUGAAGCCGAUGACAUUUCCGAAUGGAGAGCCUACUGCUGAUGACAUUUAUGGUGUCAAGGUGCAUCCAGACGGCCGAUGCGAAGUAGCCAAGGAUGCCACUCCAUUGAGUGAGGAACAGCUGAGACUGAUGGAUCCGAGCAAA
Messenger RNA from Cooperia oncophora, 351 nucleotides. NCBI's taxonomy places the organism in Eukaryota, Metazoa, Nematoda, Chromadorea, Rhabditida, Trichostrongylidae. The record is from the annotation of a GenBank genome assembly.